UUACUGCAAACGUCACACUUUCGCGUGCUUUAAGGCGUCUCUUAGCAACGGAAGAAACUCCCUUUGAAUUGGCUACGUAGGACGAAACCAGGAAAGCAUUAGAGAGAUGGACGGUGGUCGUAAUGGGGGUCUGCUGGAGGACCAAAUGAACAGGCAGGAUGAGACUCUCGGACAGAAUACUGAAGUCACUGAGCCAGAGAGAGAUGGUAACUCAAUGGAGCUGUCAGACAGUGAUGUUGGAGGCAAUGAUUACUCUGGGACCAGUGAACCAGUGCUUUUGCUCAACUCUGAAACAGACAACAAGAGGACACCUGUCUUACCCCAGUACUCUUUCGAGUUGGAGCUAAGUAGCAGUGGGGCACAAUGGAGAGGAAGAGAGGAAGAAGAAAAUGAGGAACAGGAAGAACUUCUGGUUCUGGAUCCUGAACAUCCUCUAAUGAAGAGAUUUCAGUCUGCAUUGAAGAAACACCUAAGUAAUCAACUGGAGAGACAGAUCCUUGAACUCCGUGAGAAGAAAGUACUGGAGAAAGCUGAGGUUCAGAGGCGUCAGGAACUUGCUGAGGAAGUGUACAUGGUGCAGGAGGUGUUGGCCAAACUCCAAGCAUCUCUGGAAGCCAGUCAUGAAGCUAAUGGCCAGACUUCUGCCCAGCGGAGACAGGCUCAAGAUGAGCUAGAUACAGUGAAGAAUCAGUACCAUGCAACUGCUAGUCAUGCACAAAAACAACGUACACAAGUGUCUGAAUUACAGUCUAAGGUGGACAGCAUGGCCACGAUACUGCUCUAUAUGCAGAAGGCCAACACUGACCUGCGCUUGGACAUCAAAGCAAUAAUAAAUGCUUCAAACAAAGCUCAGAGAGAGAGAACUCAGGCAGAGGAGCACAAAUACCAGCAGGAUGUCUAUGUCGAGCGCUUGACCAAGCAAGUUGAGAAGCUUUCAGGGCAGAUCGCUCUGUUUGAGCUUCAAAUCACUGCUCAGAGUGAGGAGACAAAGGCUGCAAAGGAGACUUAUUCUGAGGCACAGCUUGAACUUGACUCUCUUAAUGUCGAGCACAAGCAGUUGUUCCAGCAGUGGAACAGCAGCCUGGUAAUGAUGAGAAAGAGGGAUGAAGCUUACAAUGCUAUGCAGGAAGAAUUGAGGCAGAUCAAUGAUCAGAUGCUUUCUCUAGAAACCAAAAUUGAUGGUUAUAAAAAGUCCAUUACACAAGAAGAGGAGCAGAAUGAGCGUCUUACUCUGCAUCUGAACCAGGCCCAGGCUGACUGCACCACUUCACAUAAACUCCUUACACACUCCCAGAACCAUCAGGAGGGCUUGCAGGCCCAGUACAGCAACUACACACAAAUACAGCAGGAGACGGAGAAAACUCUUAGUACACUGCAUGUGGAGCGUGAGGUGUAUCAGUCCAAGCUCAAGGCUUUCAGAAAUCAGAUGGAAAAAGAGUCUGCAGUGUGUUUAAACCUGCAGGAUCAGAUUAUGAACAAACUGAAAGAGCAGUUUACCCACAAUAAUUCAGCAAAGUAUUCAUGUCGACUGACUGAUAAAACUGCAUCACAGAGGAGAGAGAAGGAGGCGAAAUUAACUAAAUUGGAGAACGGCAUUAAUGUUGUAAAGCUGGAGAGUCAAAUGUUGGUGACACAUCUGAAUUCCCUAGCCCCACUACAUGCAGAACUUGAGAAAGAAAUGUCCCAACAACGCCAGCUGCUAUCCUCUCGUGAGGCUGAGAUCUCUGGAAACGUCACAGAUAUUGAACGAAAGCAAUCAAUGAUCAACAUCUUUAACAAGAAGAUCAAGGAGAUUGUAUCCAGUACUGGGCAUGAAGACCUAAGCCCCUUGGAGAUCUGUGCAGCCACCCUGUCCAAGGAACUUGAGGAAGUUGUUACUGAGAUUAAAGAACAGCAGCACUUGUGGCUCUGGCAGCAGGGGGAGCUUGUAAGAUUCACUCAGGAGAAACAGGCCCACAGCUGUUCUGUACAGACCCUGUGCACACAACUCACAAUACUGCAGCAGAGCCAGAUUAACAGAAAGAGUGAGAUGGAGCAGGAUCAGCGUGAGCAGGCAGAUCUGGAGAACCAAAUCAAGGAUGUCAUGGCAGACAUGAUAAAACUGAAUUGCUUGCUCAGUAAAAACAGUGAUCUGAAUCAAACACUGCAGCAGAACAACAGUCUGAUUGAGACUGAGUUCAGACAGAGACUCAAGGAGGCUAAAAGCGAGUCGGUUGAGACUCAGCUAAAGCUGGAGAUGUUAAACAAAGAGAAAGAGAGACUCGUGAACAGCCUAGUGGAGGCAGAGCGACUUAUCAUGUUAUGGGAGAAGAGAACCCAGCUAAUGCGGGAGACAUGGUCUGCCAUCGACUCUGACAUUGGACACGGAGACAUGCGAACAAUGGCACGAGAGGUUCAUCGCAUGGAGGUUCGAUAUGCUCAGCUAAUGAAGCAGCAAGAGCGGUUGUUAAGAGACAUGGAGUCAGUGGUGUCCAGGCGAGAAACUAUAAUGAUUCAGAGUGAGUCUCAGACAAGAUCUAACCAUAUGCAGACUCCACACAAUGAAUACCACACUAUUCAGGGUCUCCAACGAAAGAUUCUACAAACAAAGAAGCAAUCAGAAGAGUGUGGUGGUGUCAUAGCUCAACUGGAGGACAGGCAGCAUUAUUUGAGCUCCAGUCUCAGAGAGAAACAAACGGAUCUCAGUGAACUGCAGAAUAGAAGAGCUAUUCUGGCUCAGGACCUUACUGCCUUUCAGAAGACUAAAGAGAGAAACUUGUCUCGUCUGCUGACUCUCCAAAGUCAGGCGAAACACCUCCAGGAUGUUAAGCAGGGCCGAUACCGUCCUGUGGCAGGUGAAGACACUGUACUUGAACUGGAAAAACUGAAACAAGAGAAACGUUUAAAAAUGGUCAGCUCAAUCCUUCAGUAUUUGACCCAGGAGUGCCCUCAACAUCACAGCAUCUUCCACAGGCUCAACUUCACACUAGAAGAACACCUACACACUGGACUUUAGGACACCAAGAAAGGAUAGACAUACUGUAAAGUACUGCAUAUAUAUGUGCAUGCAUGCAUUUUUAAGAGUAGUGUGAGUUAUGAUAUAUUUUGAGUAAUAAUAGAUAGAGCCAUUGAACACAAAUUUUGGAUUCAAGCACACAGUCAAGAACUUUAAACUUAUGUUUUAGGCAACAACUUUCAAUCAGUGUAUACACAAAUAUGUCAUAUUUUGCUUUAAACAGAACUGUGGCAUACCCUACAUAAACUAUUUUCCAACCCAUUAAAGCAUACAAGACAAAACGUGUACCUGGUCACUUAUUUACUUAGGACAAUGAUUUAAUAUUACAAGUGUGUGAUAGGCAAAUACACCUCUUGUGCAGCUUGAAGGGUUAGUUCAUAUGUUCAUCAAUUGUAUUUUGUUUUCUGUUUCCAAUAGUGUAUUGUGAUUAACUCUUCACAAGC
Triplophysa dalaica is the source of this 3438-nucleotide messenger RNA. RefSeq names its product coiled-coil domain containing 40 (gene ccdc40). Gene Ontology annotation, cellular component: cilium; cytoplasm. Gene Ontology annotation, biological process: axoneme assembly; epithelial cilium movement involved in determination of left/right asymmetry; heart looping. The record is from RefSeq and is a predicted model, not a curated record. The coding region runs from base 107 to 2995 and encodes 962 amino acids. NCBI's taxonomy places the organism in Eukaryota, Metazoa, Chordata, Actinopteri, Cypriniformes, Nemacheilidae. The transcript is spliced from 21 exons.